AUGAAGCUUCUUCAACUCGCCGCCCUGGUGGCGUCUCUCAGCCCCUUCACCAACGCUGCCGACGCAAACGCCUGGAAGUCGCGAAACAUUUACUUUGCGCUUACAGACCGUGUUGCGCGCAGCGGUAGCGAUAACGGUGGCAACGCCUGUGGCAAUCUUGGAAAUUACUGUGGUGGAACUUUUAAGGGUCUUGAGGCUAAGCUUGAUUAUAUCAAGGGCAUGGGCUUUGACGCUAUCUGGAUUACCCCCGUUGUUGAGAACACUGAUGGAGGAUACCAUGGAUACUGGGCCAAGGAUCUGUACGCGGUCAACUCCAAGUACGGAACCAAGGAUGACUUGAAGAACCUUGUCAAGGCUGCUCACGGCAAGAACAUGUACGUCAUGGCCGACGUCGUCGCAAACCACAUGGGCAAGGGUAUCCAAAACCACAAGCCCUCCCCCCUCAACCAACAAAGCUCCUACCACAGCUCCUGCGCCAUCGACUACAACAACCAAAACAGCAUCGAGCAGUGCGAAAUCGCUGGACUCCCCGACCUCAACACCGGCAAGGCAGAGGUCAAGAAGGUUCUCAACGACUGGAUCAAGUGGCUCGUCUCCGAGUACAGCUUCGACGGUAUCCGCAUCGACACCGUUAAGCACGUCGAGAAGAGCUUCUGGCCUGACUUCCAGAAGGCUGCCGGUGUCUUUGCUAUCGGUGAGGUUUGGGAUGGAAGCCCUGAUUACCUUGCUGGGUACUCCAAGGUCAUGCCUGGUCUGCUCAACUAUGCUAUGUACUAUCCCAUGAACAAGUUCUACCAGCAGAAGGGUGAUCCUUCUGCUGUUGUUGAUAUGUACAACGAGAUCAGCCAGAAGUUCGAUGACCCUACCCAGCUUGGUACUUUCAUUGACAACCACGACAACGCCCGUUGGUUGAGCCAGAAGAACGACAAGGCCCUCCUCAAGAACGCCCUCGCAUUCACUAUCCUCGCUCGUGGCAUUCCCAUCGUGUACUACGGCACCGAACAAGGCUACGCAGGAGGCAACGAUCCCGCCAACCGCGAGGAUCUCUGGCGCAGCAAGUUCAACACCGACGCCGAUCUCUACCAAACCAUCUCUAAGCUCGGCAAGGCCCGCUCUGCCGUCGGUGGUCUCGCCGGCAACGACCAGAAGUUCCUCAAGUCCAACGACAGCGCCCUCAUCUGGAGCCGCGCCGACGGUGAUCUGAUCGUUGUUACUCUGAACCGUGGAAAGGGAUACUCUGGAGAGUACUGUUUCAACACUGGCAAGAACAACAAGACUUGGGACCGUGUUCUGGGACAGGGAAGUGUCAAGUCCGAUGGUAGUGGUAAGCUUUGCGUUAGCUACUCCAACGGCGAGCCUGAGGUUCUUGUCGCUGCUUAG
Fusarium coffeatum is the source of this 1380-nucleotide messenger RNA. RefSeq lists its product as uncharacterized. The coding region runs from base 1 to 1380 and encodes 459 amino acids. The record is from RefSeq and is a predicted model, not a curated record. Gene Ontology annotation, molecular function: calcium ion binding; alpha-amylase activity. Lineage: Eukaryota; Fungi; Ascomycota; Sordariomycetes; Hypocreales; Nectriaceae. The transcript has 3 exons. Gene Ontology annotation, biological process: carbohydrate metabolic process.